AAACAAACAAAAUAAAGCAUCAUGAUGAACCAAACAUCUGUGACUGAAUUCCUUCUGCUUGGUCUUUCCAGAAACUUGAGGAUCCGUCUUUUUUUGCUUGGACUUUUUUCAAUUGUCUAUGUUCUGACUCUGGUGUACAACACAAUCAUCCUGAUGCUCAUUUGGCUGGAUAUGCGACUCCACACUCCCAUGUAUUUCUUCCUGGGCCAACUUGCCUGUGUAGACAUCUGCUAUACUUCCAGCACAGUCCCCCAGAUGUUGGCUAACCUUCAAAGCCCAAGACAAACCAUCUCAUUGGCUGCCUGUGCCAUACAGAUGCAUAUUUUCCUGGCAUUGGCUAUUACUGAGUGCAUUUUGCUUGCAGUAAUGGCAUAUGAUAGGUAUGUAGCAAUAUGCCACCCACUGCAUUAUGUCUUCCUCAUGAAAAAGACAGUGUGCAUGAAAUUAGCCUUGAUCUGCUGGACUACUGGUUUUUUAUUGCCAGUGGUCCAUACUGUUCUUACCUGGCAAUUGCCGUUCUGUGGUUCUAAUUUGAUUGAUCAUUUCUUUUGUGAAAUGCCGGCUUUGCUGAAGCUAGCAUGUGCCGAUACCCAAAUGGUUCAAACGGUUACUUCAAUGGGGUGCAUUUUCACCUUACUUAUUCCCAUCUCCUUUAUCUUGAUGACUUAUAUCCGCAUCUUAGUGGCCAUUUUAAAAAUCCAAUCUGUGCAAGGGCAACGCAAAGCUUUCUUUACAUGUGGUUCCCAUAUGACCGUUGUGGUUCUUUUCUAUGGGAGCGCCAUAUUUAUGUACAUGCGACCAGAGUCCAGCCAUUCUUCAGGCCAGGACAAAAUAGUCUCUCUUUUCUACAGCAUUGUCGCACCCAUAUUCAAUCCCAUGAUAUACUGUCUAAACAGCAAGACAAUGAAAGAUGCCUUUCUAAAAAUGCUGCAAUGA
This is a messenger RNA of Thamnophis sirtalis, 936 nucleotides long. RefSeq names its product olfactory receptor 2A12. Gene Ontology annotation, cellular component: membrane. The record is from RefSeq and is a predicted model, not a curated record. Gene Ontology annotation, biological process: G protein-coupled receptor signaling pathway. Lineage: Eukaryota; Metazoa; Chordata; Lepidosauria; Squamata; Natricidae. Gene Ontology annotation, molecular function: G protein-coupled receptor activity; olfactory receptor activity.